This is a messenger RNA of Exophiala oligosperma, 1762 nucleotides long. RefSeq lists its product as uncharacterized. The transcript has a single exon. Lineage: Eukaryota; Fungi; Ascomycota; Eurotiomycetes; Chaetothyriales; Herpotrichiellaceae. The record is from RefSeq and is a predicted model, not a curated record. Bases 496 to 1572 code for a protein of 358 amino acids.
GAGAUCCUCCCCCCGUAAGCACCAUAUUAAUGUAACUCGAGCUCGUCGUACUCGACAAUUCUCGGAUCUUUUUGUUUGUGCCUUUUUUGUUUCUUGUCAUCUCACCGAACGCAACCAUCCAGAAAUGCUGCCAUUGUUCUCCUUCUCCUCCAUCCCCUCAUUGUCAUUGUUACCUUGAUCGUUCUCGGCCUGUCGCUUUUCCCUCAGCACUUCGUAUUAUCUCCCCCCAAACCAAAAACACGAAAACGCCCCUGUUCAUAAUCGCUUACUCUCGUUUCGCUCUCAGGCGUUCCAGCCCUACCAUCUCCGUACUUUGUACGUGAGCGUUACUCCGUAACAAGACGAAAGCCACCAUCCCGUGUCCAAAAUCCCAUCUUACUGCGGAAUAUCGCAAUUUUGCAGCCUUACCAGGCCAGCCCCCCCCGAGGCCCCUCUGAAUGUCUCGACUACUCCUCCCUUCUUGAACAAUUCGGUCCCCCACCCCAAAAAAGAGGGAUGCAACAACAAUCGUACGUUCGAAUGCGAGAGACCGCCUUCGACCUCUACACGGAACGAGACGCUCUGCCUUGGUAUUUUAGGGCUCUUGCACUGGCAUCUUCCUGUUCCUGUCUGACGGGGUACGUCAUCUUCGCGCUCGUCUUCACUUCCGACGAACCCAACGUCAAAGUUUCCCGGACGGCUCUCAUCGUCCUCGCCUCGAUUUUCUUGGUCGCAGGCUACGCCUCGGCUUCGGCGAUCGCCUUCUUCGGCCGCAGCCUCUUGUUCCUCUACGAUGGCGUCCUCGUCCCGAUCUUGACAUUCUCCUUCAUGGGCAUCGUCGUGACGGUCUUGAACCACGCCCUCCACAAGGAUUUCCCCAUUUCGAACCAAGCCUACAUAUACGUCCCGCUGGCGACGGCGUGCACGACCACCGUCGCCUCGGCGGUCCUCACGUUCAUCACGUACAAGCGGAUGAACAAGAUCAAGAGAUUGGAUCAACACAGGAGACAACACAUGCCCAGGUUUUUUGGCCGUCAACCUUCGUCGUCCGUAAAUUAUGGUGGCGACGGCGUGUCCUCCACCACGGAACUCUUGCCGAUAGAUCCAAAUGUACCAGAGGACGAGGCACAACGUCGACAACUUUUGCGUUUGUUACUGAACCGAGAAGCCGCUGCGCAAUCAUCGUCGACGUCUCCUGCGAUGCCCAGUGGCCACGAAAGUACCUACAAAAUCUUCCUACCUGGUGAUGAAGGCUUUGGUGGUGGUGGUGGUGGUGGUGGUGGAACACGGGUGAUGGCUACUACUAAUACUGCCACCACCUCCACUAAGGCAGCGCGGCGGCCUCGAAGUGGGAGCCUCCCAAAUUCUUCCAAUUCCUCCAAGUGGAAUCUCCUGGCCAAGUUUACGGGUGACGGUCAAGGUCCGCCCGUGGAAAGUUCCUUCAAAGAUCAUCGUCAACGUCGGCGAGAUGAGAUUGAGCGUUCGUCUAUCCUCAUGCCCGCGGGCAUGGAUACUCCUUGGCUGCAGCAAGCCUCUGGUGCGGCAUCUCCAUCUCCCUCUCGGUCGUGGUCACGUUCGGCCAGGUAUGCAUGAAAGAUUUUGUUCUUAGUUGGAGUGGUCAUUUGGGUCAUUUAGCGAGGCGUCAGGUUUUUAUGAUUGUUAUAAGGUUGUUGAGGUGAAUGAUUUGAAUGAUGCAAAAGGUCAAUCAAUGGAAGAAUAACCCGAAAUAUAAUAACUAGAUACGAAAUGUACUCUGUAAAGGUAAUGAAUUAAUCAAUGUUUU